AAGAAAUCUACUUCAUUCUUACUCAAUUCAUGGUAUAAAGAAGCAUUAAAGAGGGCUAAAAAGCAUGCGUGGAACUCAUCUGCAGACAGAAACUAAAACUUUGAACAAGAAAUAAACUGAUCAUGGCUGCUCGUGGACAUGCUGAGUUUAAUGUUGGGAAACCAAUGAAUUGGAGAGCGUUAUUUGUUAAAAAUGAUAUGAAUGAGUCCGAAUCGAGCAGUGCCAGAAACUUCAGCUUCUGGUCAAGUGAUCAGAAUGAUCAGGUGCAGAAUUGGAGUAAUGACAGUGCUGUAGCUGAGCAGCAGGGUUUAUUUCAGGAGCUGGGCUAUGGUGUGGCUCAUCAACAUCCGGUGAAUGUUGGGAAUGAUUUGAUGCUGAAUAAGUACUAUGUUGAUGAGGAGGAGGAAGGGUUUGAGAGAGAAAUGAGAGACUUGGAACAACUCUUGUCGAAUUUGGACCCUUUGGCUCAAGACUAUGUGCCCCCUAUGGUUGAUCAUGCUGUAAACCCAGUUUUACAAAAUUCUGCACCUCACUUUGGUUGUGUUGCUGAUGGUAAUACUUGGAUGCCCACUAAUUCUCGUGUUGCUGCAGCUAGAAAUUACGAAAAAAAGAAACAGACUGGCUCUAGUCACGGCAAGGGAAGGGCGAAUGAUCAAACUACAAAGGCAGAAAGGAAAGAGGCUAUCAAGAGGACUGUUUUUGUUCCAGACAUUAAUAAUCAGGUUACUGAAGAAGAACUAGCCGAUCUCUUUGUUAGCUGUGGGCAGAUUGCUGAAAUUCGCAUCUGCGGAGACCCAAAAUCUAUUCUCCGCUUCGCCUUUGUUGAGUUCACUGAUCAGAAAGGUGCAAAAAAUGCUCUGAGAGUCACAGGUAAGAUGCUUCGUUGCCAAAAAGUCAAGGUUCUGCCUUCAAAAACUGCGAUUGCACCCAUUAACCCUAAACUUUUGCCCACGUCUGAAGUUGAAAGGGAGAAAUGCUCAAGGACCAUCUAUUGUACGAAUAUAGAUCCUAAGGUUAUUAGAAAGGAUAUCAAACACUUUUUUGAAUCCAUCUGUGGAGAGGUUGUUAGCAUGAGGGUGCUUGGAGACAAACAACAUCCAACUCGUAUUGCAUUUGUGGAGUUCGUGACGGCUGAGAGUGCAGUCGCAGCCCUUAACUGCAGUGGUGUUAUCAUUGGAUCAUUGCCAAUAAGGAUAAGCCCGUCGAAGACUCCUGUCAAAUCACCCAAUUCUAUAAAGGGUUAGGAACCAGUACUGGGCCCUGAAUCAAAUUUCAGCUAAGACGAUGUUGUCAUAUAUCUACAUAGUUACCGAGAUAUGUGGUACAGUUGCCCAGUAUCUCUUCUAUGAUAAGGUUUCUUUAAAGUUUGUUAGUCAUGUUGAGUUUGGUUAUGGUGCAUGUUAAGCUAGACUUGGUAAGCUUUGUCAAAGAUUUGAAGUGCUAUGCUUUUGGAAUGUUUUUAACAUGAAACUCCUUGGAAGUGUAUGUUCAGGGGAUUUUACCCACCCCACAUUUUCAGUGAUAUGUAUCUGGGAUGCUC
Messenger RNA from Daucus carota subsp. sativus, 1540 nucleotides. Its product is annotated as polyadenylate-binding protein-interacting protein 12. The coding region runs from base 123 to 1244 and encodes 373 amino acids. Gene Ontology annotation, molecular function: RNA binding. The record is from RefSeq and is a predicted model, not a curated record. The transcript is spliced from 11 exons. NCBI's taxonomy places the organism in Eukaryota, Viridiplantae, Streptophyta, Magnoliopsida, Apiales, Apiaceae.